Messenger RNA from Aegilops tauschii subsp. strangulata, 1431 nucleotides. RefSeq names its product purine permease 3. NCBI's taxonomy places the organism in Eukaryota, Viridiplantae, Streptophyta, Magnoliopsida, Poales, Poaceae. Gene Ontology annotation, molecular function: purine nucleoside transmembrane transporter activity. Gene Ontology annotation, cellular component: membrane. The record is from RefSeq and is a predicted model, not a curated record.
AGUGCUGAGAACGACUGGGUACUCUUAAAAUACGAGGCCGAAAUGGCGGGAGGUCUUGGCAAACUCGAUCACCAAGAUAAGGACACGCUCAAGGGAGUGACGAGCUAGCUCUCAGCUGCAUGCACUGCAGAGAUGGAGGUCGAAAUCCCGACCGAGCACCGCGCGCCCAAGGUUGAAGCUAGCGCGUGGCGAUGGCGUGAUCUCCCGGGCGCCGCCGCCAAGCCGCUCCGGGACCCACUCCUCGCCGUCAACUUCCUGCUCCUGGCCGUCGGCGCGGCCUGCGGCCCGCUCCUCCUCCGCCUCUACUUCCUGCGCGGCGGCUCCCGCAAGUGGCUCUCCAGCCUGCUCCAGACCGCCGGCUGGCCGCUCCUCCUCGUGCCGCUCUGCUUCUCCUUCUCCUCCCGCCGCCGCCGCAGGAGCCGCCAGGGCGACGACGCCACGGCCAGCGGCGGCGUCUUCCUCAUGACGCCCCGCCUCCUGGCCGCGUCCGCCGUCGUCGGCCUCAUGACCGGCGCCGACAACUUCCUCUACGCCUACGGCCAGGCCUACCUCCCCGUGUCCACCUCCUCCAUCCUCAUCUCCACGCAGCUCGCCUUCACAGCCGCCUUCGCGCUGCUGCUCGUGCGCCAGCGCUUCACCGGCUCCACGGUCAACGCCAUCGUGCUGCUCAGCGUCGGCGCCGCCAUGCUCGGGAUGGGCUCCGGCGGGGACCGCCCGGCGGGGGUGUCGGGCGCGCAGUACGCCGCCGGGUUCGGCAUGGCGCUGGCGGCCGCGGCGCUCUACGGCCUCGUGCUGCCCGUCAUGGAGCUCAGCCAGGCGUGGCACGCGGCGCGCGCCGGCGCCGCGGCCCUCACCUACACGCUCGUCGUCGAGAUUCAGGUCGUCAUCGGGCUCACCGCCACGGCGUUCUGCGCCGUCGGCAUGCUGGCGAACAACGAUUUCCAGGCAAUCCCAGGAGAAGCCCGGCAGUCCGAACUCGGCCAGGCGGGCUACUACCUGCUGCUGGUCGGCACAGCCGCCGUGUACCAGUGCUUCUGCCUCGGCAUAAUCGGCGCCAUCUACUACGGCUCGGCGCUGCUCGCCGGAGUCAUCAUCACCGUGCUCCUCCCGGUGACCGAGGUCCUGGCCGUCGUCUUCUUCCAUGAACCCUUCAGCGGCACCAAGGGCGUCGCCCUGGGGCUGUCGCUCUGGGGCCUCGCCUCCUAUUUCUACGGCGAGGUGCGGAACAAGGCCCCGGAGGCAGAGCACCGGACAAGUCUGUGUGUGGAUCGUGACUGCGAAAAUUAGUGGGAACAGCACGUGCUUCUUUUGAGAAAGAAGGGAGAAUGUAUGAACCGAAGGCCAUGGAUGGCAGUGGCAUGGCACACAUAAUAUUCGCUUGAAAACUUGUGCUCCCGUCUAGCAGUAAAGAUGUUCUUUGUCCAUGGUUAA